Messenger RNA from Drosophila willistoni, 283 nucleotides. It is a transcript of the gene COX7AL2, whose product is annotated as cytochrome c oxidase subunit 7A1, mitochondrial. The transcript is spliced from 2 exons. Lineage: Eukaryota; Metazoa; Arthropoda; Insecta; Diptera; Drosophilidae. Bases 29 to 217 code for a protein of 62 amino acids. The record is from RefSeq and is a predicted model, not a curated record. Gene Ontology annotation, biological process: regulation of oxidative phosphorylation; mitochondrial electron transport, cytochrome c to oxygen; mitochondrial respirasome assembly.
CAAUUACAUAACUGACAAUUGGAAAAUUAUGGCGCUACCUGAGGGACUGUCAAACAAAAUGAAGACUUUCCAAGCCGUCAAUGAUUUACCUGUUUUUCUAAAAGGUGGUCCAGCGGAUAAGAUUUUAUUUGGCAUUACAGCAGGUCUGUGUGGCCUUGGCAUUGUUAGUUUCGUACAUUUGGUUUAUACCAUGGGUUUUGCCAAAAAGAAGGCCUAAACGACCAAAUCAAAACAAUGAAUUAAUUGAUUAAAUAAAGAAUUUAAUUGUAAUGAUAUCGUAAAA